AUGGCAACAGCACGUACAGCCGAAGAGCUGCGAGCAGAGAUCGAGGCCGCCCGGCGCCAAAUUGCGGCAGAGAGGGCCAGGCGGCAGGAGCUCAAGGCCGAGACGGCCCAGGCGGCGGAGCGGCAGAGGCUCCGUAUGGAGCUGGACUUUGCGAGGCAGCGUUUGGAAAUGGAGCAGCAAGAAAAUCAGCGUGAAGCCGAGCGUCGACGGUCCUUGGAUGAGGACCAGAGCAGUUGGCUUUCUUUCGUCGAAUCCUCCGAUCUUGGACGACCAGGCGGAGAAUACAUACGGCCCCAAACUGUGUUGCUGGCUAGUGGUGGAAACAGCACUGACUGCGCAAAACAGGUCGCCAAGGGCGAGUACGUCUGGCGAAUCACAGGCUACUCCUGGUUGAAGGGCAUGAUUGAACAGGACGACCAGGAGUACCUUGUCCAAUCCGAGGUGUUUCAUUUGGGUGAUGAGACGUUCGUGUUUUGCUGCAACCCGUGGGCAAGCGAGCUUUGUCAGGAUUAUCAUGGGUCUCUCGCCAUAGUGCUGUCGACGGACGCUCGCGUUAUGCUUCGGUAUCGCAUCUACGUCAAAGCGCGUAACGGUGAGUUCUUGCAGUGGGGCGAGACACGAGAUGUCGUCCACCGCGGCCACCCAAACAGGUGGGCUGCAUACGGCCCCGAUGUGCAUUGGCCGGGUCAUCCUCCUGCUUCACCGGGCAUCUUUGGGCUGAGCCAUGAGGAGCUGCUGCAGUCCGAAUGGGUGGAGAACGACACGUUGACCGUGAAGUUCGAGCUUGAAGUUCGUCCCGACAGGUGGGCAGACUCGGUGCCCUUCAGCCUUGUAGGGGAGGUUCCUCAGCCAACUAUGACUGGCGACACACGGGCGCUCUUGGAGGAAGGCAAGUUCAGCGAUGUGAGGUUCAUGGUGCAGGACCAGGUGAUCCAUGCCCACUCGCAGAUCCUUUGUGCUCGAUCCGAGGUGUUCAGCAAGCAGUUGACUGGCGGCAUGCAGGAGAGCAUGUCUAAAGUCAUCGUCAUCGAAGAUUGCGAUGUCGCUACGUUCAAUGCUUUCCUUCAGUUCCUCUACACCGAUCAGCUUCCGGAUGCCAAGGAGCUCCUUCCGAAGGGGGCAUCAGGCGAGCCCCAGAAUGACAGCGGCAACCCUAACUUGUCAGGGAUUCAGGCGCUUUUGGCCGUCAGUGACAAGUAUCAAGUCAAGAGGCUUCAGCUGUGGUGUGAAGCGAAGCUUUCCGAAGAAAUCAACGCUUCACAGGUCUGUGGCAUCCUCUGCCAAGCGCAUCUGCUGCAAGCGAAGCCGCUCGAAACGGCAUGCCUUUCCUUCAUCAAGGACCACAUGAGCCAAGUGCUCACGACGCCUUCCUACAUUGAGCUUGUCAAGAAGUGGCCUCAACUCGCUCUGAAGGUCAGCCUCUUCUCGGCGGGCGUGUCCGAAGCCGAGGCAUUGGCCACCAUAGAUGAAUUGGUGAAGCCGCAAGAGCAACCAUCGGCGGAGCAGACGGCCGACUCACGACGCUAG
This is a messenger RNA of Symbiodinium sp. CCMP2592, 1527 nucleotides long. NCBI's taxonomy places the organism in Eukaryota, Dinophyceae, Suessiales, Symbiodiniaceae. The record is from the annotation of a GenBank genome assembly.